Molecule: messenger RNA, 1575 nt
Organism: Cylas formicarius (sweet potato weevil)
Lineage: Eukaryota; Metazoa; Arthropoda; Insecta; Coleoptera; Brentidae
Product: carboxylic ester hydrolase-like
Exons: 8
Coding region: 238-1023 (261 amino acids)
Source: RefSeq, a predicted model, not a curated record
CAAAUUUUAAUAGGUGUAUUAUUCAUAUCGUUGGUGGAUGCAGAUCUUUUGAUCGAUCUUCCGGACGGCACAAUUCGUGGAGCCGAAACCAAAACCGAAAAUUACACAUACUAUGCUUAUCGAGGUAUUCCGUUUGCAAUUCCUCCCCUAGGAAAUUUGAGAUUCCAGGCUUCAGUCCCAAACACACCAUGGGAUGGAAUUCUACACGCAACUAAGUCGAAAGAUUGUUGCAUAUCGAUGACCUAUUCUGAAAAGGAACCUGACCAAAAGAAACUACCAGUAAUGUUCUGGAUAUAUGGGGGCGCAUUUACAACCGGAUGUUCCAGUGAUAGUUACAUGGAUCCUUACGCUCUCGUAAGUGAAGACGUCAUUGUGGUAACAUUCAAUUACCGUCUUGGUCCGUACGGUUUCUUAAGUACCAAUGAUAGCGUAAUUUUGAGUAACGCCGGACUCAAGGACCAACUAUUAGCGAUGAAGUGGACUCAGAAAAAUAUUGAAUUCUUUGGUGGUGAUCCAGAAAAAGUGACAAUAUUUGGCGAGAGCGCAGGUGGUAUGUCCGUGGGAGCACAUAUCGCUAACAAAAAAUCGGCAGGAUUGUAUAGAGCUGCGAUUUGCCAGAGCGGUUGUUCGUUAACCACUUUGGCUGCCACAUCUGAAUCUAAUCCGAAACAAGUUGCCUACGAUAUUGCCAGAUCUAUAAAUCCAUUUAUUUCCCAAAAUAGCGAGGAAAUCAGGGACUUCUUGCAGAGUCAACCAGCUGAUGUGUUGACUAGAGCCUUCAACGCUAACCCCCAAGCGGGACCAGUAAUAGAAGUUGAAGACGAGAAUGCAUAUGUAACAGAUCUCCAGUUCGGGUUGAUCGAAUCUGGAAACUUUAACCAAGUACCUCUAAUCAUAGGAACAACUUCAGCCGAAUCACUUAUGUUUUUGGGAAUUGUACUGCCCGAACUAAUAAUAGCUGCACUUGGUUUUAAACCUGCAGUCUCUAAUACCGUCAAAUCUAAAUCCUUUACCAGGUACUAAUUUAACCGAAGCUGCAGAGUUAAUCAAACAGACAUACGCUAUCUAAAUGAAUGAGCACUAAAACAAACCAAAACUAAACAAAUAUCUUGACACUAGUAGUGUUUAUUGUAGCCAAAAUAAUUUUAGUUUUCCAGUGACCAAUUAUUUGUGAGAUCGUCGCUCAAACAAGCUGAACUUCAGUCGAAUUAUACUCCUGUGUAUUUUUACCAAUUUUCUUAUUAUGGAAGUUUAACUUUAUUUCAUAUCGCGAUUGAAGGUGCUGGAAAAGUCGGUCAUGGAGAAGAUGUCCUUUAUCUCUUUGACUACCCACCAUUCAAACUGACCACAGAGGAGGAGUUUCUAACGAGAAGCAGACUGGCUAGAUUAUGGACCAACUUUGCAAAAACGCUGAAUCCCACCCCUGAUGAGUCGGACUCCCUCCUUAAUGUGACCUGGCCUCAAGUUGCUGGUUUAAACAUCCCCUAUCUCGAUAUAGAUACCACUCUUGAGGUCAAGCCUGGUAAAAAGGCGAAAGAAAUGGAAAUGUGGAACGAAGUUUUCUAUUCGUACGGC